Molecule: messenger RNA, 1785 nt
Organism: Tupaia belangeri chinensis (Chinese tree shrew)
Lineage: Eukaryota; Metazoa; Chordata; Mammalia; Scandentia; Tupaiidae
Product: protocadherin beta-3-like
Biological process (GO): homophilic cell-cell adhesion
Cellular component (GO): plasma membrane
Molecular function (GO): calcium ion binding
Source: RefSeq, a predicted model, not a curated record
ACUAAGGAGGCGAAUUAAAACACCAGCAUUGUGCAUAGUCUGUGACGCACGGAUCCAGGGCGGUGAACCCCCGACUGUGAGGCCAGGCAGUGUUUUAAACAAGCAGAUCUGAAUCUCUGGAAUCUCUUAUUUGCCAGGCCAUCAGCAAAGGUUGGGGUGGGGGCAAAAACUGCGUUUUCUAGCCCUAUCUGAAGCUCAGCUUGGAGACUUCCCUGGAAGAAUACAACACUAAGUGCAAUGGAGGCUGGAGGAGAGCACUUUCUUAGACAAAGGCAAGUCCUGCUUCUCUUUGUUUUUCUGGGUGGGUCUCUGGCUGUGUCAAAGUCCAAACGCUAUUCUGUGGCUGAGGAAAAUGAGAGAGGUGUUUUAAUAACCAACCUAGAAAAGGAUCUGGGGCUGAGGGUAGGAGAACUAGCUGAGAGAGGGGCUCAAGUUGUGUCCAAAGGGAACAAACAGCAUUUUCAUCUCAAUCAUGAGACAGGUGAUUUGCUCUUGAAUGAAAAAUUGGACCGAGAGGAGCUAUGCGGUCCCACAGAACCAUGUAUACUGCAUUUCCAGAUAUUACUGCAAAAACCUUUGCAGUUUGUCACAAAUGAACUCCAGAUCAUAGAUGUAAAUGACCACCCACCAGUAUUCUUUGAAAAUGAAAUGCAGCUGAAAAUCCUAGAAAGCACUCCACCAGGAACAAUAAUUCCUUUGGAAAAUGCUGAGGAUGUGGACGUGGGAAGAAACGGUCUCCAAAACUACACACUAGCUCCUAAUUCUUAUUUCCACGUAGUCACACGCAGUCGCAGGGACGGAAGGAAGUACCCAGAACUAGUGCUGGACAAAGCGCUGGAUCGGGAGCAGCAGCCUGAGCUCAGUUUAACACUCACAGCGCUGGAUGGCGGCUCUCCACCACGCUCUGGGACCGCCCAGAUCAACAUCCUGGUCUUAGACAUAAAUGACAAUGCUCCAGAAUUUGAGCAGACGCUCUAUGAGGUUCAAAUCCUUGAGAACAGCCAUUAACCCGUGAACUCUGUCAUGGUCACUGUCUCUGCUUCGGAUUUAGAUGCAGGAACUUUUGGGACAGUAUCUUAUGCCUUUUUUCAUGCUUCUGAAGAAAUUCGCAAAACCUUCCACCUCAAUCCCAUUACUGGUGCCAUGCACCUAGUCAAAUAUUUGAAUUUUGAAGAGAUUAAUAGUUAUGAAAUGGACAUUGAGGCUAAGGAUGGAGGAGGCCUUUCAGGAAAAUCUACAGUCAUAGUUCAGGUGGUUGAUGUGAAUGACAACCCUCCAGAACUGAGUUUGUCUUCAGUUAACAGCCCAAUCCCGGAGAACUCAGGACAGACUGUGGUGGCUGUUUUCAGCGUUUCUGAUCUAGACUCUGGAGACAAUGGAAGAGUGAUGUGUUCCAUCCAGAACGACCUGCCCUUCGUCCUGAAACCUUCUGUAAAGAAUUUUUACACCUUAAUGUCAGAAGGACCUCUGGACAGAGAGAGCCAAGCCGAGUACAACAUCACCAUCAGGCUGCUGUUCGUGGCGGCGCGGCUGUGCAGGAGGGCCAGGGCGGCCUCGCUGGGGGGCUGCUCGGUGCCCGAGGGCCCCUUCCCGGGCCACCUGCUGGACGUCAGCGGCACUGGGACCCUGUCCCACAGCUACCAGUAUGAGGUGUGUCUGAGGGGAGACUCUGGCACCAGUGAUUUCAAGUUUUUGAAGCCGAUUAUCCCCAGCUUCCUUGCUGAAGGUGUGGAGAGGGUUAGUGAGGCCAACCCCAGUGUCAGGAAUAGCUUUGAAUUCAAUUAA